Phytophthora sojae is the source of this 330-nucleotide messenger RNA. RefSeq lists its product as hypothetical. NCBI's taxonomy places the organism in Eukaryota, Oomycota, Peronosporomycetes, Peronosporales, Peronosporaceae. The annotation marks the transcript as partial. The transcript has a single exon. The record is from RefSeq and is a predicted model, not a curated record.
GUUCGACGAUACGUCGAGCCCAGCCGAGAUGUGGUGGUCGCUGUGAGAAGCGUAACUCCAGCUGAAGUCAAGCACAAGAUGUUCUGUGGACUACGGUACCAAGUACGGACCUAUGCGGUGACAAAACGGUCGCCUGCGUCAACACCGGUUUCCCAGCUGCAGUGCUGCUCGCUCAUUUCGUUUGACGAAGAGACGGAGGCGAAGCUGGGAUCUGAUGCCGUUCGCGCACUUACGAAUUUCCUGGUCGUAAGUUUAGUAGCCAAGAAGCAAGACCACCAGGAAUGCAUCGAGAACGCGUUGAUGGAUAACACUCUUCAUCCUGCAUUUUAA